Messenger RNA from Oncorhynchus kisutch (coho salmon), 1666 nucleotides. RefSeq names its product capping protein, Arp2/3 and myosin-I linker protein 2. The record is from RefSeq and is a predicted model, not a curated record. The transcript is spliced from 8 exons. Lineage: Eukaryota; Metazoa; Chordata; Actinopteri; Salmoniformes; Salmonidae. The coding region runs from base 95 to 1417 and encodes 440 amino acids.
GUGAAUACUGCUGCUGGUGCUCUUAGCAACGGUGCCUCGGCAACAGAGCCACGGCAACGGAGCACCACGGCAACGGAGUGCUGUGUCUCCCCUUAUGGAGCUUCCUUUGGGCGGGCCGGCGCUGAGGCACUACACCCGCAGCAGACCUAGACCACACCGACAAAACCAACACCUCCGCCCCAGCAGACCACAGGAAUCGGUGGUUGACAAUGAAAAUGGAGUCCCUGAUCACAUGGGGCGAGUUGAUGAGGGAGUUGAGGAGUUCUUUACUAAGCGAGUCCUUCCUGUCGACACCCUGAAAACACAGAAUGAGGCUGGGGAACCUUCCAUUACUGAACAUGAAGUGGAAGUAGCACCUACUAGCGCCGCCCCUUGCCCCGCCCCUUCCAGAACCCUAAGGAGGAAGCUGGGCGAGUUCUUCACCCUUAAAAAGCGGAGGGCUGUGAAAUCAGAGGGAAGCCAAGAGGGGAAGGCCAAGAAGACCUCCAUUGCCGACCUAAUCCGGCCUCUCAGGGAGGCCGCCAGAGCUGAAAAAGAUAAAGUGAAGGAGAAUGAAAAAGUGAAAGAGAAGGAGAGUGUGGAUGACAACGUUGUGACAGGAGAUCCAGUGGAAGCAGAAACCCCUUCUUCUGAUGGUCCCACUCCACUGAGGGGUGAGGCUCCACCCCGUCGUGCGCUAAGAGAGGGGAAGUCACAGUCUCUAAUUCUACUCUCUGGAUCUGCAGCCAACGCUGGGAACACCAAGAACACUGCACAAGGGAAGUUUCAGAAACACUCAUCUGACGGCCAUCAUGGCUUUGAGCAGCGGCUGCAGCUCAUGCUACAACGUAUUGGUGUGUCCAAAGCUCAGCCAGGAGAGACACAGAGUCAGGAGAGAGAGAUGAAAAAAGCUGAAUCAGAGGGCACUAUCAUCGAUAAUAAACCUGAGCCCCCACCCACAUUUAUGAAGCCCAGGACCAUGUCCACCUCAUCAGAUACGAGACGUCCGGUCCGACAGAGUGUGUCCGCACAUGAGUCAGCUGAUGACUUGAAUGCCGAGAGGGUAGAGAGGAACAAGGAGACAGAGAAGGAGAAACGUAGCAAGGAAGAAGAUGUCAGGAGGGCCACAGGGAAAGAAAAAGAACAGAAAUCACUGGCGAACUACAUAGACAAAACCAUAAAAGAGGAGAAGGAAGAGGGUCUGCAGAAGGUGGAUGGGAUCAUGAGGCAGGGAGUAGAAGGGACCAAAUCAAAUGAGGGUAGAGAGCUGUGUAAAAAGGAUUGGGAUAAAAAGAGGGAAGGAGGGACUAAUGGGUCAGAUGAAAAAGAGUUCAAUACUAAGGAGGUGGUAGAGAGCAAGUCAAACAAGGGACCAACUACUGUGAUAGAGGCAGGGGAGGCCACAGUAAAAGAAACGGGGGAGAGUCCAUGGGACUGAGUACCGGAACCACAUCACAGCAGCAAACCGCAGAGGGUGGAACAUCAGACCAAAGAACUGAGACCCCCUCUGUGUUACACAAAUGGACUGACCCAGCAACGUGUCCUUUUUUUCACGACCAUGUUUACAUUUGCAUUGCACGUAUUGUAUGAUUAUGUAAUACAUUAACUGUGGUGAAAUAUGUUUACAAUAGAUGGAUAUGAGACAUAUAGUUACUUAUGAUUAUUAAAAUUAAUAUUCAUAAUGUCA